Messenger RNA from Perkinsus marinus ATCC 50983, 1926 nucleotides. RefSeq lists its product as hypothetical. NCBI's taxonomy places the organism in Eukaryota, Perkinsozoa, Perkinsida, Perkinsidae. The record is from RefSeq and is a predicted model, not a curated record. The transcript is spliced from 20 exons. Gene Ontology annotation, cellular component: peroxisomal membrane. Bases 1 to 1926 code for a protein of 641 amino acids. Gene Ontology annotation, biological process: peroxisome organization; fatty acid beta-oxidation; very long-chain fatty acid catabolic process. Gene Ontology annotation, molecular function: ABC-type transporter activity; ATP binding; ATP hydrolysis activity.
AUGUCGGUAGUCGGCUCUCGCCCGUCAUCGAUGGAGGGUAGUCGUGCCAUACGACGAGUACUCAACGUUCGGUUGAAGGACCCACAGAGUGCCCUUAGAGUGGCCGGGACUUUGGGUAUAUUCCUAUUCACUGUGCUGCAGGCUUUUAGACUUGCUAAGGCGACGAAGGGCGUCGAUACAACAGCGAAGAGGAGGAGGCAUGAUGGCCGAGGGGCAACUUUGUCUGAGGAAGAAAUUAUUUCUAAUGAGUUGGCGCUCCCCGAAAAUGAUCCGGAUGGCUGCGGUGUGCUCAGCAGGUUACUGGUGCCUACGUCUAUGGCGAAGCGAUUCACGGCUUUGCGGCGUCUCUUGGAUGCAUCAUGGGAUGGUACCACAACUGAUAAGAUAGUAACGUACAGUGUCCUGGCUGGUGUGCUGGGGACGGGCCUUGGGAAAGUUGUUGGUCAACUGUACGUAUGGAAGUUAACAUCGACGAUUGACGCUAUCAUAUUGAGGAAGGAGGAUCCACCAUUGUACAGGCUACUUUCUUAUAUGUUGGCUAUCGGAAUACCAGUCGCCUCACUGCAAUGCUCCAGCGCAUAUUUGGCCGGUCUAUUUUCGCUCAGAAUGAAAACUAAGUUGGUGAAAAGGCUCGUACGAGAAAUCAUAUUUUCUGCUCACAACCUCGACGAGCCCGUAUCAAUGAUCGAUAAAGAUACGCUCGCCCUUAUACUGUCUCACAUUAAUAAGGUUUCAACGACGUUCGUGGAGCACUACUGGAUACGCACUAUGAAGUUUGUGGAUUUGGUAGUUUAUUCGGGAGCACUUGUGGUUCAACAUGGUCCAUGGCCAGUAUUGGUGAUGCUAUUAUAUCUCUUCACUACCUUGAAAAUGACGGCCGAGCUCCAAGUCACUCGACAGAGGAUGCUCAUGGAAUCAGCCCAGCUGGAGUCUGUGGUGAAUGAGGCGAUCGCUCGUGCUGUGAGGCAUAGGGAAAGCAUAUCUGCAUGGCAAGGACGGGGAUAUUUGGAGUCGAGGCAAAUAUACGGACACUUGGAUUACUUCGGCAUAAUAUCGUAUUUCUGGACAGCAAGGAUCAUGAUGAAUUUAUGUACAGCAUUCGUUCAGUUCAUGGACGACAGAACGUCACAAGAGGCGGGAGAUAAGCUUUACACCAAAAUUCAAAAACUCCAUCAACUGUUGGUUACAGCUCCCAAUGCCUUACCACGGAGCCAUCGAAAGUUCAAAGUGCGCAUGACUAAUAUCAGCCUCAAAGGCCUCACUAUUCAAAGCCCCUCUGGCCCGAUACUUGUUCAAUCGCUUACACUGGACCUCAACCCGAGUUGUUGUAUCGCUUUGAUGGGACCUAGUGGGAGUGGCAAGUCGGCGCUCCUUCGUACACUCAAUGGGACAUGGCCGAUAUGCGUUGGUGAGCUGGCCCGUCCCAAACAUGGGGUUGUACUAGUACCUCAGAAAUUGUAUAUGCUGAGAGAGUCCAGCGCUAAGCAACAGAUCGCAUAUCCCGAUGGCCCUCCAGAGAGCCCUGCUGACGAGGACAGAGUAGCUCAGUGCAUGCGUAUAUGCGAACUCGAUAAGCUUUCUGGUCGCCACACGUUGUCCGAGGCGGAGCAGGAGAAAGUCGUAUUGGCUCGACUACUUUAUCAUAGACCAAAGUUCGCUCUCAUUGAUGACUGCUUGAGAUGUCAUACAUCUAUUCAAGGUACUGACUUGAAGCUCAUUGGUGAAGUUAUCUCUCUAUUACGGCAUGAUGGUGGCUGUGGUGUUGUUAUGGUCUGUUCAAAACCUGACAUGGUGGAGACGCUAUCCCACUAUGUGCAAUUUGAUGGGAUCCUGACGUUAGACAACAAGUCCACUCCUCCACGUCACAGCUACACCGUCUGCAGUAAUGAGCCUGUCCCGUUGGCGGACGUGAAAAAUAAGGCUUGA